AUGUCCCACAACACCGCACAGUCAGCUCCAGGUCUCAACAAGCGAUCUCAAAUACUAAGCGGUGUUAACAUAAUAACAAAGAAAUCCGACAUUAUCAACCUAUCGUCGUUGUCAUUUUUAUUCUGCGAGAUUGUUGAUUGGGCAAGAAAACAAUCCAAAAACAUACUGGAUCUUGAGAACAGGUUGAAUGGGUUGGGGUACCCUAUAGGACAGCGAUAUCUUGAGCUCGUCAAGAUCAAAGAAGGAUUCAAGUUUAACAAACGAGAGAUUAAAAUCAUUGGCAUUUUACAAUUCAUCCAUGGACCAUUUUGGAAGAGUGUAUUUGGCAAAGUGGCGAACGAAUUGGAGAAAUCGCAAAACAUCGCCAACGAGUAUAUGAUUAUUGAGAAUGUGCCGAUGUUGAACCGGUUUAUUAGUGUGCCGAGUGAUUAUGGAGAUUUGAAUUGUUCGGCAUUUGUUGCGGGUAUUAUUGAGGGGGCUUUGGAUAGUUGUGGGUUCAAUGCGACGGUAACGGCACAUAAUGCCGAGUCGGAGCAGAGUCCGCUAAGGACAAUAUUUUUGAUAAAGUUUGAUGAACUGGUCAUGAGAAGGGAGAGUUUACGAUCGUAG
Messenger RNA from Lodderomyces theae, 609 nucleotides. RefSeq names its product TRAPP subunit. NCBI's taxonomy places the organism in Eukaryota, Fungi, Ascomycota, Pichiomycetes, Serinales, Debaryomycetaceae. Bases 1 to 609 code for a protein of 202 amino acids. The transcript has a single exon. Gene Ontology annotation, biological process: endoplasmic reticulum to Golgi vesicle-mediated transport. Gene Ontology annotation, cellular component: TRAPPII protein complex; TRAPPIII protein complex; TRAPPI protein complex. The record is from RefSeq and is a predicted model, not a curated record.